CGGCUCUCUCUUGCAGUCGCUCUCCCCACCACGCACGCACACACUCACGCUAGCACGCUCUCUCCCUCGCUAGCUCCGGCUGUCGCAUUCGUGCAUGCCCACCAUACGCCGUGCAUUAGAGCGGCACAGCCACAUAGAGCAGGCGCGUGCGCCUCGUGCCCGACGUCCGUUGUCCGUGUGUGCGUGUGUAUUCGCAUAUUCAGUAAUUUCGAAAAAAAUUUUGUAUAUUUGAUGGCGACUGCGACUGCUUUACUCACAAGAAACUCGCGCGUUUGUCGAAAAUCGUAGCGCGUACGUAUAUAUCGGUGUGUAGAAAUUACUAAAAAAUUGUGUUGCGCCCUUUUAACAGUCGUGUACAAUCUGUAUGUUGUAUAUGUUCAAUUUAAAUACAACAACAAUAGCAACAACGCAACACAGUUUUAAACAACAAACAUAAUCGACAAGCUAAUCUUGGCUAAUACAACAACCAGCACACAGCAACAACUAUAGCAAAAAAAAAAAAAUAAACAACAAUCAGUAGCACCAGCGCGGCCAUAAACAAAAUUUAAUUUGGAUAUAUUAUCGCCUAUAAAACGGAUAAGCAGCAUCAACAAGAACGUGUGGAUUUCACCAAAAAUAACAAGAAAAAGCCGAAGGAAAUAUUGAUAGUCGCUGCUAUUGGCAACUUUAAUAUUGGCAACCAUAUUAAAGGAUUAAAACCACAAUGCCUCCAGUAGCUCUCGUAGUUGUUAAAUCCUUGGCCCUCGAAUCAGCUAUAGCCUGCCGAUUCCAAUGAGAGGAGCCUGGGCCCUGAGAAUCUGGAGUAGGCGAGUGUACAGACAUUGCUGAGCAUGAAGCAACUAGUUCGGACCACUACGCAUCAUUAUCCCUCGAACAAGAAGAGAUUUUUAUCAAAAAUCAGAACAGCAGCAGCCGAAUUAGGAGCUGAGAAAACGAUAGGCGGAGGAUCACCAGGAGUAGGAGUCGCAGGAGCAGGCGAAUCCAGCCGCAGAAGGAGGAGGUGGUCACCGGCCACAUAAGACUAGUCCCCCUCCCCCAACCCACUAAAGCACCUCUACCCCAAAUCUACCAUAAAAGAAGAAGCCCAAAAAAGGAGCAAACCGGAGUUAAAGGAGGAGCGCAGGAGGAGACGGAGACGGCCCGUGUGUGUGUGUGUAGGUGGAGUGUGUGUGUCGGCCGUCUCAGUCGGAUAACCAUCAACCCAGAUCCUCAAUCCUGAAUUCCCAGACGACCCACAUACCAAACUGAAGCACCAGAACCACCACAACAGCAACCACCACCACCACAGCCACCAGCGCAAGCACCAACACCAUGUCGUCCAAUGAGCCACCGCCUCGUUACGAGCCACCCGUGGAGCCAGUCAAUGGCAUUGUACAGCCACCGGUGAUGCCGCCAGCGGAGCGACCUGGCCGCAAUACGAACCAAUUGCAAUAUCUGAUCAAGACGGUGAUGAAGGUGAUAUGGAAGCACCACUUCUCGUGGCCCUUUCAACAGCCCGUCGAUGCCAAGAAGCUUAACCUGCCCGACUACCACAAGAUCAUCAAACAGCCUAUGGACAUGGGCACGAUCAAGAAGCGGCUGGAGAACAACUACUAUUGGUCCGCAAAGGAGACCAUACACGACUUCAACACGAUGUUCAACAAUUGCUAUGUCUACAACAAACCCGGCGAGGAUGUCGUUGUGAUGGCCCAGACGCUCGAGAAAGUCUUCCUCCAGAAGAUCGAAUCGAUGCCCAAGGAGGAGCUCGAACUGGAGCCGGUUACAGCCAAGGGUGGCAAAAAGAAGCAACGGGCGCCGGCUACGCCCAAGUCAUCGUCAUCGUCCGGUGGCGCUGGAGCAUCCACCGGUUCUGGUACGGCCUCCUCUGCGGCGGUUAGCAGUGGACCAGGUAGUGGCUCCACCAAAGUGUCAGCUGCCGCCUCAUCCGCGCAACAGUCCGGCCUGCAAGGAGCGACGGGAGCGGGCGGCGGUGCGGCGAGCACACCGGGUAGCCAGGCGGGUUCCGGUGCCGGAGGAGCGACUUCCGCACGACCCGUUUCCGCCAUGGGCGGCACGGUUUCAUCGACGGCCGGCGGUGCACCGUCCAUACCACCGAUUAGCACAAUGCCACCGCACACGGUACCCGGCAGCACCAAUACGACCACGACAGCGAUGGGUGGUGGCGCUGGUGGAGCAGGUGCAGCGUCAGCAAACUCCAAUGCCGCCGCCCUGAUGGCCAGCCUCCUGAGUGCGGGCCAAACGGGUGCCUAUCCCGGCGCCCCCGGCCAGACGGCGGUUAAUAGCUCCUCACUUCUAGAUGGCGGUACAGCAGCAGUAGCGGCGGCAGCAGCAGCAGCGGCGGCGGCGGCGGCGGCAGGAGCGGGCGGUGCACCGGGAGCCGCUGGUGGAGCAGCGGGCGCAGGAGUGACAAUACCAGCCGUAGCCGUCAACGCCGCCAAUGCCGUGCAGGCCUAUGUGAGUGCGGGCGUGAGUGUGGGAGUGGACGCCGUGAUACCGCCGCAGCAGCCCGCCAAAAUCAAGAAGGGAGUCAAACGGAAGGCGGACACCACCACUCCGACGGCCAAUGCCUUCGAAUCGCCGUACACGCAAAUGGACUCAAAAUCGGCCAAGAUUGCGACGCGGCGGGAGUCGAAUCGUCAGGUAAUUGGCAAGAAGGGCUCGGGAUACAAUAUGUCGCCGCUGGGCGUCUCCGGAGUGCCCGGACUUGGUGGUCUAGUUGCCGUCGGUGUUGCCGGCGUUGCGGUGGCCAAGAACAAGGAGAAGCUAUCGGAUGCGCUCAAAUCAUGCAACGAGAUCCUCAAGGAGCUCUUCUCGAAGAAGCACUCUGGCUAUGCCUGGCCCUUCUAUAAGCCGGUGGACGCGGAAAUGCUUGGCCUGCACGACUACCACGACAUCAUUAAGAAGCCGAUGGAUCUGGGCACUGUCAAGCGGAAAAUGGACAAUCGCGAGUACAAGAGCGCGCCGGAAUUUGCCGCCGACGUGCGAUUAAUAUUCACCAAUUGCUACAAGUACAAUCCGCCAGACCAUGAUGUUGUGGCCAUGGGUCGCAAGCUGCAGGACGUCUUCGAGAUGCGCUACGCCAACAUCCCCGACGAGCCGGUGGCCAAUGCGGCCCACCUUCAUGGCCAUGGGCAUGGGCAUGGUCACGGUCAUGCCCACAGUCACGGGCACGGUCACGGACACGGUCAUGGCCACGGAUACGGCGGCUCCUCCUCACUCAAGCACGAUGCCAGCGAUUCGUCCAGCGAGGACUCCAGCGACACGGAGAAUGAAUCCAACUCGGACGAGGAGCGCAGCGCCAAGCUGAAAAUGCUCGAGUCCAAGCUGCUCGGCCUGCAGGAGGAAAUUCGCAAGCUGUCCGAGGAAGCCUCCGCCAAGAAAAAGGCGAAGAAGAAACUCAAGGAGAAGAAGAAGUCGAUGGGCGCUGGCUCCGGCUCUGGCUCGGCCUCGCAUCAUGGUCACGCCUCGGGCGGCGGUGCCGGCGCUGGCGGAGCAGGCGGCGCCGGAUCAAGCGGCCAUGCGGGCGGAGUCUCGGUGCCGGGCGGUGUCGGCGCCCUGGGUGCCGGUGGAGCGGGCAGUGCCAGUCUCAACGCACUGCUCAGUGGAUCGCUGGUUGGCCCCGGCGGAGGAGCCAUCGCCGGCGGAGUCCCCAAUGUGGCGGCCCUGCACAGUCAGGUGCAUGACGUGGCCAUGACCUUUAACCAGCUGGCGGGCGGCGGUGCCGCGGCCGGUGGUGGCUUUGGUAGCGCCGUGACUGCAGCAGGAGCUUCGGCGGGCGGCAAGGCGGGCACCCUGGCCGGCGCUCUGGCUGCGGGAGCGGCUGCAGGCGCUGGCGGUACAACGACUGGCAGCGGCAGUGGCAGCAGUAAAGGUGCUAAGAGCAAGGGCGGACGCGGCGCAAAGGGCGGUGGAGCCGGCGGCGUUGGAGCCAGCAAUAAUGCCGCUGCGGGCAAUGCGGCAGGCGGUGCAGCGGGAGCUGCAACGGGCGCUGGAGCCAUUGGAGCUGGAGUCGGCGGUGCAGGAGCAGCGGGCGGCGGCAAUGCCUCCAAGCGGGCCAAGGGCAGCAGUUCGGCGAGCGCUGGCGGUGCUGUUAGCGGCGCGAAUGCCAGUACCGGUGGCGCCGGGGCGCGUGGCAGCAGCAAGAAGAAGCCCAGCCAGGUGAUGAACUUCGACUCCGAGGAGGAGGACACGGCCAAGCCAAUGUCGUACGAUGAGAAGCGCCAGCUCUCGCUGGACAUCAACAAGUUGCCAGGUGACAAGCUGGGCCGUGUGGUGCACAUCAUCCAAAACCGGGAGCCAUCGCUGCGUGACUCCAAUCCCGACGAAAUUGAGAUCGACUUCGAGACGCUGAAGCCGUCGACGCUGCGCGAGCUUGAAAGCUAUGUGGCGUCGUGUUUGCGCAAAAAAACACGUAAGCCAUAUUAUAAAAAGCCUUCCGGCAAGUCGAAGGACGAGCAGAUGGCCGAGAAAAAGCAGGAGCUGGAGAAGCGCCUGCAGGACGUCACCGGUCAGCUGGGGGCAAGCAAGAAAACCGCCAAGAAAGAUGAGUCCGCUUCAAACAAGGUCGAGGCAGUGCAGCCGGCGAAUCCCGUGUCGUCGAGUUCCAGUUCCAGCGAUUCAUCGUCGUCGAGUUCGAGUGAUAGCAGUUCGAGUGACUCGAGCGACAGUGAAGCAGGUGAUGGUGACGAACGACCGCCGCGCAAGAAAAAAUCCAGAGACUCGAAUGGAAGCAAUGUAAAUAAUCCAAGCAUAAACGUUGUCCUGGGCGGCAAUCUGGCAAGCGGCGCUCUCACGCCGACGACCAUGUUGAUGGGCCUGGAUCAUGUGGUUAACUCCAACACACCCACAUCACAAAUGUCCAACAUGCUGGGCAAUGCCAACCCACUGACGGCAGCUGCCAUGCUGAACAACAACAACAAGACAUCGCUGCCGGGCAGCAAUUUCGGUGGAGCGCCCACUAGCGCCGCCGGCAACAUGUUGCUCGGUCCAGUUGCCGCUGGUGCAGUUUCAACAGCGACGGCGGCGGGGCAGCAGCAGCAGCAGCACAACAACAAGAACGGACCAAACGAUCUGAGCAAAGUGCCGCUGGGUGGCUCCAUCACCGCCGCCCUGCUGUCGCACAGUUUCGCCGGAGGAGCAGCAGCCGGAGGAGGUGUGGCUAGCAGUCAGUCGAGCGGCGGCAUUCGCAUAGCCAGCAAUCUGCACAACAAGCCCUCCGGCUUGGGUGGCGGUGAUUUGGGCGAUCAUCAUGCGGCACUGGCGGCUGCCUUGACGUCCGGCGUCAACAGCACCGCCGGCGCUCCUUCAGGCGGCAGCAACAGCAACAACAGCAACAACAAUAAUAACAACAACACAAAUCCACUGGGCGGUGCGCAUGGGGACGCGAUGGCCAAUGCCUCGUUGGCCUCGGGUCUCAAGCAGAUACCGCAGUUCGAUGAUCCCGUGGAGCAGUCGCUGGCCUCGUUGGAGUUCAGCGCCGGUUCCACGGGCAAGCCAUCGCUGACGGACAACUUUUUGAUGCAGCAGCAUCUGAUGCAACCCGCCGGAACCCAGCAGCAGCAGCAACAACCGUUUGGCCAUCAGCAACAGCAGCAGCAGCAACAACAGCAGCAGCAGCAGCAGCAAAUGGACUAUGUGACAGAACUGCUGACCAAGGGAGCGGAGAGUGUGAGCGGCAUGAAUGGCAACCACCUGCUGAACUUCAAUCUGGACAUGGCGGCGGCGGCUUACCAGCAAAAGCAGCAGCAGCAACAGCAGCAUCAGCAGCAACAGCAGCAGCAGCAGCAGGCGCACAACAAUGGCUUCAAUGUGGCCGAUUUCGGCAUGGCCGGAUUCGAUAUGCAGGCGGCCUCAGCAUUCCUCGAUCUGGAGCACACGCUCCAGCAGCAGCAGCAGCAGAUGCAACAGCAGCAGCAAUUGCAGACACCACAGCAACAGCAGCAGCAACUGCAGACGCCCCAGCAACAGCAGCAACAACAGGAGAGACAACAGCAAACGCAGCAUAUGAUUGGAAUGAGCCACCAGCAACAGUCUAGUCUGGACCUCAUGCACCUGCAUCAGCAGCAACAACUGCAUCAGCAACAGCAACAGCUCCACCAGCAGCUCCAACAACAGCAGCAGGUGGCCAACAAGCUGCUGAUCAUACCCAAGCCCAUCGAAUCGAUGAUGCCCAGUCCCCCGGACAAGCAGCAGCAGCAAUUGCAGCAGCAGCAUCAGAAGGUGCUGCCGCCGCAGCAGUCGCCCUCGGACAUGAAGGGUCAUUCGGCGGCGGCGGUGGCAGCGGCUGCGGCGGCGGCUGCAGCGGCACACGGCAAGCUGGCGCAAGCCUUCAAGGCCUCCAACGAGCAGAACCUCAAGAACGCCAGCUCGUGGUCCUCGCUGGCCUCGGCCAACUCGCCCCAGUCGCACACGUCGAGCAGCUCGAGCAGCAGCAAGGCCAAGCCGGCCAUGGACUCGUUCCAGCAGUUCCGCAACAAAGCCAAAGAACGCGACCGUCUCAAGCUGCUGGAGGCGGCCGAGAAGGAGAAGAAGAACCAAAAGGAGGCCGCCGAGAAGGAGCAGCAGCAGCGCAAGCACCACAAGUCCUCCUCGUCAUCAUCCUCGUCGGCAUCCGCGGCGGCCGCCCAGGCGGCAGCAGUUGCGGCUGCAGCAGCAGCAGCAGCAGCGGCCGCGGCGGCGGCCUCGUCGGCUGUGGCCUCCAGUGCCUCGAACGCCUCGGGCGGCAGCAGUAGUGGCGGCGGCGCUGGUGGUGUUGGCGUGCCUGCCAGCAGCAACCAGGCGAUUAGUGGCGAUCGCGAGCGUGACAGGGAUCGCGAGCGGGAGCGAGAGCGUUCCGGCAGCGGCGGCGGCGGUCAGUCGGGCAAUGGGAACAACAGCAGCAACUCGGCCAACAGCAAUGGACCCGGCAGUGCGGGCAGCGGAGGCAGUGGCGGCGGCGGCGGAGGAAGUGGUCCGGCCAGCGCCGGCGGACCAAAUAGUGGUGGAGGACCAGCGCUGCUCAAUGCCGGCAGCAAUAGCAACAGCGGUGUUGGCAGCGGCGGCGCCGCCAGCAGCAACAGCAACAGCAGCGUCGGCGGCAUCGUCGGCAGCGGCGGACCCGGUUCCAAUAGCCAGGGCAGCAAUGGCGGCGGCGGCGGUGGAGGAGGAGGACCGGCCAGCGGCGGCGGUGGCAUGGGCAGUGGCGCCCUCGACUACGGUCAGCAAGUGGCGGUGCUGACGGCGGCGGCGGCCAACGCGCAGGCCCAGCAUGUGGCGGCCGCUGUGGCCGCCCAAGCGAUUCUGGCCGCCUCGCCCUUGGGCGCCAUGGAGAGCGGAAGGAAAAGCGUGCACGAUGCCCAGCCGCAGAUAUCGCGGGUGGAUGACAUUAAAGCUUCGCCGGGCGGACAGGGCCAGAGUUCGCCGGCCCAGCAAUCGCCGCAGGAUCGAGCGGCCGCCAAGCGGGCCGAGCAGCGGCGGGCCGAGCAGGAGCGGCGCAGGCGCGAAGCGUUGGCUGGCCAAAUUGAUAUGAACAUGCAGAGCGAUCUCAUGGCUGCCUUCGAGGAGACGCUGUAGGUAAAGGCCCGGAGAAAGUCGACCAACCGGGGCAUUAGCGUCAAUGGCAAAGGCAAUGGCAAUGGCAUCAUCUCAACCACAACCACCACCUCAUCAUCCUCCACCUCCGGCGGCCAAUCGAAGCGGCGGACAAGGCGCCAGCAACCACGGACCACGUUGGACAACGGCUUGCAAGAGCAAGAGCAAAAGCAAAAGCAACACGGCUAGGACAGCAACAACGACGACAGUUCGAAAAAGAACUGUUAGAGCAAACAAACAACCAACCAACAAACAAGCAAAUUAACCAACCAACCAACCAACGUAAACAAACAGCAUAAGCUAAAACCAAUAAAGCAAUGUUCUAAGGCGUAAAUAACAUACGUACAUUAAGUGAGAAUAUAUAUAGUGCGUAUACGGAAGGAGCGCGAGCAAAACAAAAGAAUAAGUGAAAACCAUCAGCAAAGCAAAAUCCCAGAAGCAGCAAAACACCCAGCAGCAUCAAAACAACAUAACAGAAAAUAUGGCAAAUUUCCUUUGGUUAGCAAUUGAUUCUUCACACAACUUUUUUUUACAAAUCACUUAUCACUUUCGAUUAUUACUGUGUAUUACCAUUACGAUGAUGAUGGAUCGUGGCGACGCGACAAGGAUGUCCGCACAUGGUUCCAAAGCUUAUUAUUUUUAAUAUUAUUGAUUGCAUAGGCAAGUUUAGUUUGUAUGUUCUAAAAGUAAUUGAUAAUGCUUAUUUUUUUUCUUAAUUAUAUACACACACCUAUGCUUAGAGUUGUUAACUAAUUUAAAAACAAAAAAACAAAACAAACAAAAAAAAAACCCAACAAAAAAAAGAACAAACAAAACGAAACGAAAUCAGUUCAAUGUAUCUAUCCGCAAGGGGAUGGCGCAGUCGCAGUAGCAUUCGCAGUUGUCUGUACACGAAUCCAAUUAUAUAAAUUAAAAAAAAAUGUCAUUAAACAUAGAGUCAUACCGAUCCCGAUCCCGAUUCCCAAUUCCCAAUUCCCCAUCCCACGGACCCGCAGAGAGCAAAUCUUAUGGAAUCAUAUUGUUCUAUGAUUUUAAUUUUUGAUGGCGAACACAUGUAAUUUAAAGACACCCACUCGCACACAUAAAUACACAUCUGCCCACACUGGAGAAAAAUAUGUGAGCCAGAUAAUCUGCAGAACAAGAACCCACAACCACAAACCCAAAAAAAUUUAGUUUUUAAGAAGAUAAGACCUUUUUUUUGUAUGUAACAAGAGCGAACGCCUAAAACCAAACAUAGAAAAUGAGAGAAUCGACGGAAUGUAACUUGUAAUUUCUUUUCUAAUGACCAUAAGCCUUCGCAAGUAGGUGCCAGGAUGCUAUCCCCCCAAAUUGCAGUGACAAUUCAGUAAAAUAAUGAUACAUGUUUGGAGUCUCUGCCGUCUUCCAUGUAUAAUCUUCGUCUAUAUCUUUACCAUCUGCAUGUAUCCGAUCCUUAUCGUCAAUGUGUCCCUGUAUAUAGUUCCAUAGGUCCUCCUUCUAGAUCACUUUUCCAUCGGGGACUCUGAUUCUGUAAUAGCAAUAGGAAUUAAGAUAGCAACUAUCUAUGUAAAAGCUAACGAAAUGAUUCAUGUAAUUGUACUUGUGCUUGUAUAAUGCACGUGUUUUGGAAACGAAAAUUCAUAUUGUAUAUUUCAUUUAAGUUUGGGGUUCUGAUUUCAGUUUAUUCUGUGUGUGUGUGUGUGUGUGUGUGUGUGUGGGUGGGUGUUCUUAGGGAUACGUGUAUGUCCUUGUAUAUAGAGGCGGUCAAUAGAUUCGUAUCUUUCCCCCGACUUACCCGAUUUCCCAGUCCCUUAGUUGUUAUGUACACUCGCAGGAAAUGUCAUUUCGUUUUGUGUAAAUUAGUUUUUUUUUUCGACAGCGAGUAGAAAGCAAAAAAAGUUAUCAAAAAAUAUCCCAAAUUCUUUCUAUAUAUAUAUAUAUACACGAAAAAAAGAUGCAUCAGAAAUACAUAUACAAAAGAGAGAAACAUUUUUUUUCUAUACUUAAUUUUUAGCAUUUAAUUGAGACAUAAAUCACACGAGGAGAUAAAAAUAAAAUGUAUGAAAAUAAAAAUUGAGAAAAAAACCAAACGAUUCAAAUAAAAAGGAGUUUUUAAUUCAGUGAAAAAAAGUAAAUAUAUAACACCUCUAUAUAGAUGACAACCCUGAUAUGAACAAUUUAUUUGCAUAUAUGAAUAUAACACACACCUAUAAAUAUAUAUAUAAAUAUAUAUUUUAACACACCACCCGAUGGGAAUGAGACGUAUUUGAUUUUUGUCCAAUCUGAUCAAAUCGCCCAAGUUCUAGCAGAUGCAUUUGGCAUAUUAGCAAUUAAUUGUUGACCUUUUGUUGUUACUUAACGAGGGCAUUAACUAGACGAACGACGACGAAGAGGAAUAGGAUAGCAGGAUAGCUGGAUAGCUGGAUCGAGGAGUAUGUAACAUAUAGCGAAAAACUCACUAAAGAAUCACUUUUCUGAAACGUAAAAGCAAACGAUCUUAGCCUUAAGCGCCUACCGCUAAACAGAAAAACUUUAAAGCAACGUUACGUGUGCAACGUAAUGCAGGAACUAAUAAUAAUAACUAUUAUAAUUAAAAAGCAAAAAUCAAGGGGAAACAAUUUGGGCUGGCAGAAAGAGUUGAUUGAUAUAGAAAGCAUUACAUUUACAUGACUCCAUUUUGGCCCCUUUAGCUUUCACUACAUAUAUACAACACUUUUUAGUAAGCCUAUAAUUAAUAAAGGAGAACAUAAAAACAAAAAUCGAAGGAAACCAAUUAACAAUUAAAACAUAAAACAUAUUUACCUUUAAUGCGUACACUUAGUAUUAAUGAAAUGGCCGACAAAAGCAAAAACUAAAAGAAAUGAAACAAAAAACAAAUAAAAAACAAAAAACUGAAGAAAAACAAAGAAAAUCCGAGAAAAAUAAACAAAAGUUCAUAAAAAAUAAAAUCAAAA
Drosophila gunungcola (fruit fly) is the source of this 10502-nucleotide messenger RNA. It is a transcript of the gene fs(1)h, whose product is annotated as homeotic protein female sterile. The record is from RefSeq and is a predicted model, not a curated record. Gene Ontology annotation, cellular component: chromatin; nucleus. Gene Ontology annotation, biological process: regulation of DNA-templated transcription; chromatin remodeling. Lineage: Eukaryota; Metazoa; Arthropoda; Insecta; Diptera; Drosophilidae. The transcript has 14 exons. The coding region runs from base 1312 to 7551 and encodes 2079 amino acids.